Molecule: messenger RNA, 1399 nt
Organism: Suillus paluster
Lineage: Eukaryota; Fungi; Basidiomycota; Agaricomycetes; Boletales; Suillaceae
Exons: 5
Coding region: 173-1009 (278 amino acids)
Source: RefSeq, a predicted model, not a curated record
CCCCUUCUGCCCUUUACAGGGCAUAGUAUUCCUGGGCUGUACUGCCUGGGAGGGGUUGCUGCUGGGGCUGCACAAAUCCCUUCACUCCCUUGCAGAGCUUACGCUGGGUCUAGCCAGGCCCUACGUUGUGACGCAUGGGUCAUUGGGUUCUUACAUUAUAUAGCUUUAUAUCAUGUCCCAGACCCUCGUCAUCUACAAUGAUGACAUUCUCUCGGACGAAGCCUCAUGGAUCAAAGACAUUAAGUUGUCUGACGACGAGAGGACUUUCCACGAGGAAUAUGCUACCGCACACCCUACGCAUGCUCAAGAUGAACACAACGUCGACACACUACCCCCAUUUGUACCACUCCAUCCAUCCUCGUCACUUGUAUCAAUGCCUCUCGAUUUGCCCACCUUCGCCUCCGAUGCUUCUGUCGUGGUCCACAACAACAAUUUCCUCUUUGACGAAGCCGAGCAUGAAUACGACAUCGACACCCUACCCCCAUUUUUCCCAUUCCAUACAUCCUCGUCACCUGUAUCUCAAUCAAUGUCUCUCGAUUUGCCGAUUUUCGCCUCGACCUGUAACCACGAACCGGCAUGCACUACACCUGACAAACACGAACACCAUGGUGACUUCAACAUCCUACCCGUCACAACAACAGCUAUCGACAAGCCGAAGGCCACCCACUCCCCCCGAAGUGACCAGAAGUCCCUCUCAGACAAACUCAGGUCCGCCAGACAGCAAAAGCGCAAACUUCAGCUUCCCAAUCCCAACCGCCGCCACCGCAUUUUCACUACUCUAGCAAACACAUUUCAUCAUAACAUUUCACACCCACCCGCUUCACUUCGGCGCACAGAAGCACCGCCGCCUAGCCAGGAUAAACCUCACAGGCCACGAGAGCCAAAGAGAAUGCCACAUGCCGCACCACAACCAUUUCACGACUCUCAAGACACCACGACUGACGCUAUCCGAAGGAGACCGCUUACGACACUGAAGACAGAAUACGAAAAACGCCGCCACGCUAUCUGAAGAUGCCCCUCAUGACACCCCACGCUAUCCGCAGGAGACAACUUCAUGACACGCAAGAACACGAAAGACGCUCGAUGCCAUUUCACACACUUACAACUGACGACACUAAUCGCAAUGGCCCACUUCAUUGGGAACACCAUCCUCCCCCACAAGACCCUAGCGAGACGAGAUUCGACCCGCUUUCAAGUGCGACACCACGUCCUUGGUCGCUGGAGUCAAUGUACAGGGAACCCAGUGACCUCGUCCUGUGGAAACACUUCGCUUAUAUCUACAUUACCCUUUCCCUCGCUUGAACCGCCUGUUCUGCACAUUCUUGUAUUUAAUCCCUCAUGUUUUGUUGCUCGUAUUAUAUUUUGUUGUUCGUAUUAUGUUUUGCUGCUCGUAUCGAAU